Molecule: messenger RNA, 861 nt
Organism: Medicago truncatula (barrel medic)
Lineage: Eukaryota; Viridiplantae; Streptophyta; Magnoliopsida; Fabales; Fabaceae
Product: putative disease resistance protein At3g14460
Exons: 1
Coding region: 1-861 (286 amino acids)
Source: RefSeq, a predicted model, not a curated record
AUGCUCAAUUGGGAAGAAUGGUCAGUCAAUAAUCAAAGUGGAAGUGAGGGGUUCACUUUGCUUCAAGAGCUUUACAUAGAAAAUUGUCCUAAACUGAUUGGUAAGUUACCCGGCAACCUUCCUUCCUUGGAUAAGUUAGUGAUCACUUCAUGCCAAACUUUAAGUGAUACCAUGCCAUGUGUCCCAAGAUUAAGAGAAUUGAAGAUCAGCGGUUGUGAAGCAUUUGUUUCCUUAUCCGAGCAAAUGAUGAAAUGCAAUGAUUGUCUUCAAACAAUGGCCAUCAGUAACUGCCCAUCUUUGGUCAGCAUCCCUAUGGAUUGCGUCUCAGGGACGCUUAAAUCUCUUAAAGUAUCUGAUUGUCAGAAAUUACAACUAGAAGAGUCUCACUCCUAUCCUGUCCUUGAGAGUUUAAUCUUAAGAAGUUGCGAUUCUCUCGUAUCUUUUCAAUUGGCUUUAUUUCCAAAGCUUGAAGAUCUUUGCAUAGAAGAUUGUAGCAGUCUCCAGACCAUUUUAUCUACUGCAAACAAUCUUCCAUUUCUUCAAAACUUGAACUUGAAAAAUUGCUCAAAACUGGCUCCGUUUUCUGAGGGAGAGUUUUCUACAAUGACAUCACUUAAUUCUCUUCAUCUUGAGAGUCUUCCUACACUCACUUCACUAAAGGGCAUCGGAAUCGAACACUUAACCUCUCUUAAAAAGCUGGAGAUAGAGGAUUGUGGUAACCUUGCCUCUCUACCAAUAGUCGACUCCCUUUUCCAUCUAACUGUCAAAGGAUGCCCGUUAUUGAAAUCGCAUUUUGAAAGGGUCACCGGAGAAUACUCGGACAUGGUGUCUUCCAUACCCUCUACUAUUAUUGAACCUUAG